AUGACGGGAGUGGAGAAACUGGUGCUGGUUCUGGGUUUACUGGUAAGCCACUGUGAGGUGAGAGCGCGGGAUCCUGAGGUGGAGGAAGAGGAGGAGGGAGGAAGAAGAGGGUUUGUGACAGAGACCCUCCUGCCAGCAGGAACUGGGAUUUCUCCAGUCAGAUCCGGUGAGAACUGGUGUGCCUUCGUGAGGAAGAGUGUGCAGCUGGUGGCCGAGGAGUGUAAAACACGGAGACAUGUCCAGAAUCAGAGUCCCUGUCCCCGCAAGUCACCUGGCUGCCAGAGGGCCACGUACCGGUUGCGGCCCGGCUGCCAGAAACAGAAAGAGGUCACGACCUUGGUGUGGCGCUGCUGUCCGGGUCACGGAGGUCCAAACUGCGACCAGGAAGGUGACCCAGAUGGAUUUCAGCGCCGGGUCGACCCGGACCGGGAGCAGAACGACCAUCAAACAACCUUCGCUGACCCCUCUGACCCACAUGGCUCCGCCACUCACCACCACCCGGUUUACCACCAGAACCAGAACCGGCUGCCGGCUGGGAGCCGGUCUCAGGUCGUAGAGGGCGUGGUUCUGCCUUACCCAGACGUCCCCGCAGCCCUUCCCGUCCCCGACAUGAUGGCGCUGGUCCUGUCCCAACUGCACCCCAUCCUGGAGGGCUUCAACCGCUCUCUGGAGCGCCUCCACCACCAUGUGAGGGCGCUAUCUCAAGACGUGGAGGACAUGAAGCUGAGCCGACGGGGAGCGGAGCUCCGGCAAGACGAAGGUACCGAGGACAAGCUGGAAUCCAAACUGGACAGGAUGUUCCAGCAGAUCGGGAACGUCCGCAGGCAGAUCCAGGAAUGGCGCAGCGACACGGAGACCAGACUGAACUCCCAGCACGACGAGCUGCAGCUCAACCUCAGCAGCUUCAGGGUGGAGGUGGACCAGGAGCUGAAGCAGCAGCAGGAGGUGCUGCAGGCCCUGAACGCAACACAGGCUGCAAUGAGGCUGGACCGGGCCCCUGAGGACCCCCAGCACUCCCCCCAACGCCCAGCUGACAACACGGCCCUGUGGGACGCCAUCACACGGCUGGACAACAUGGUGGUCAACAACACCGCCAAGGUGGAGGAGCUGGAUUUCACUUCAGACGACGCCCAGCAGAUGGCGCUGCAGCUGAAGAAUCUGGAGAAGCUGAUCAACCAGACGGCGCGGAAAAGCCAGAUUCUGUUCAUGGAGACGGGCCUGGAGGUGGAGAAGUCCAAGGUGACGGUGGAGCGGCGGGUGGAGCGGCUGGUGGCGAACUUGACGCGCUACGAGGAGGACCUGCAGGAGAACACCAAGGACGUGGACAACCUGUACAAGGAUUUCUACAACCUCAAAAUGACCAGCGACUGCAAAUGCAGCGACCUGAACGCUGCGGUGGCUCGCCUGGAGAGAGGCGUGGCCAACGUCACCCAGCUGGCCAAUCACAACAGGCUGGAACUGGAGGAGAACAGCGAGGUGGGCGCUCCUUGGGGCGGAGUCAGCGACUGGGAGCCGGCGGUGGAGGCGCUGCAGGCGGAUCUGGAGCAGGUGAAACAGUUCCUGGCCUUGGAGCAGAACAGAACCAGAACCUUGGACCUCGGCCAGGCCCAGCUCAGCGGGUCGGUGUCGGCGCUGCAGGACGAGGAUGUCCAGCUGGACCAGCAGGUGAAGACGCUGUUCGCGUCCUUCCAGUCGCUGCUGCAGGACGCCAUCCGGCACAGCGACGUGCUGCAGCUGCUGGGCGAGGAGGUGCUGGAGUUCCUGGAGUGGCCCCUGCAGGACCAGGAGGCCCACUCCAUCCCCGCCCUGCAGGAGCAGCUCCGCCUGCUGCAGGAGCAGCUGAGGAGCAGAGAGGAGGCGGAGCUACAGGAGCCAGGAGCAGGAAGCAGAGAAGAGAUUCCUGCUGCUGACCAGCCCCUCCGGGAGAACCAGCGCCUCCUGCAGGCGGAGCGGAGCGCUGCAGACAUCCUGCGGGACCUGGAGAGGAAGGUGGAGCAGAGGCUGGUCCGGGCGGAGGAGCGGAGCUGCACCUGCGGCAGCGCCGCGCCCCCUGCAGGACAGGAGGAGGCGCUGCAGGCAGAGAUGCUCUGGCUGCGGAGGGGCCUGGAGGAACACCUGAAGGUCUUCAAGAACGUCUUCAGCAACGCCGAGGUGCUGGCGGCGUCCGGAGACACGCUGCCGCUGGACCGACUGCUGGAGCUGACGAAGCAGAGGGACAGGAAGCGAGGAGGAGGAGGAGGAAGAGGAGGAGGAGGAGGAGGAGGGGGAGGAGGUGAGGGAGGAGCAGGAAGAGGAGGCGGCCAGCGCAGUCGGAGGGAGUCACCAGGUAAGCCGAUCCCAUCCAGCCAAUCAGGCGUCUCUGUGCAGUUUGUGGGCGGAUCGGACCGAACCGUCAGGUUUGGACCGGGUCAGAACUCCAGACUCUUCACGGCGCCUCUGGACGGACUCUACUUGUUCAUCCUCACCUUGGACCUGAGGCCAGGCUCCGCCCACGUCCUGCUUAGGCGGGGCCAGGGAGGGGGCGGGGCUCCGGUGACGCUGCUGCAGCGGCAGGUGGAGGGGGCGGGGCCUGUGAGCGGGGCGGGACUCCUGAUGCUCCAGCAGGGGGAGCAGGUGAGGCUGCAGGUGAGGGCGGAGUGGGCGGAGUCAGAGAGCAACCUGCUGGCCAUGCUGCUGCUGCAGCCAACCACCUGAGGGCGCUGCCAGCAAUCAGCUGCAGGGGGCGGAGCCUCCAGACAUUGGCACCUUAGAGACGAGGGAUGGGCGUUUCAGAGGAAAUUAUUUCUUAUGGAGGAAUUUUUCUGCCAUCAUCAAAGAGACAUUUUCAUUUUGAAAGCAGGACUUCCAGUCUCACACUUAGUCUCUGCUCGCUUCUGAAACGCCUUUUGGCACAGUCACCUGGCAACCUCUCAGCCAACAGAAUCAAAGUGUUGUGCUGGGUGCGUUUGUUUCUUCUAGCAGGUGUGCCUGUGUGGCGGCUAUCAAUAGUAGCAACCUGUGAACAAAAGACAGGAAAUUCUGCUUUCAGACUGAAAAUCCGAGCUCCAAGAUUAUGGCAGAAAAUUCCUCCAAACUUUUCCCAACAGGCCAUGAACGCACCAUAGCGACCAGGCGCUGCCUUCAGGGCCUCAUUUAUAAAAGAAAGAUAAACUUUCACAAUAAAAUACAGAAAUUUGUUAGGUUAGAAAAUAUUUUGUCUAAACUUGGCAACAAACUCCAGAAGUUUCUUUGAAAAUCUGUUUUCAGCCAAGCUAAUAAUUUCCUAAUUUAACAGUUUCUUGAGUAAAAACGUUUCUGGAUGAAAAAAUACUUUAUAUUGUCAACAUUUGCAAUUUAAGAUCUAAAAACAAAACAUUUUCCGUCAGCUUCACUUGCAGGAACAAACUGCAGCCAGAGAUAAAAUGUAAUUAUUCCAAAAGCCUCAAAGAACCGAGGUUUACUCUGGCAUGUUUAUAAAAUAAUAAAUGUGGUUCAGUUUUAGUUUAAAUAAAAUCAGUUUUGGUUCUUUAUAAUUUACUGACUGAAAAAGUGGUGAGAAAAUGUUUAAAACAAAUUUUCAUGCUGCUUUAAUUUAUCCAUGAGGCCAGAGAAGCUUCCUGCUGGGUUCAUAUGAAAUUAUUGCUUUUAAUAAUAUUGUGUAUAAUUAUAUCUCCACUAUUAUGGAAGUGAUGCUUUGAGUUCUGUAAAUAUAUUUUGUUUCUAAACCGAUUUUAACUAAAAAAUUAUUCAGAUGUAGGGACCAUGUUUCACCAGCAGAGGGCGCCGCCGCCCAAUUGAAAUAAAUAUUAUUGUGUGUAAA
Molecule: messenger RNA, 3799 nt
Organism: Poeciliopsis prolifica (blackstripe livebearer)
Lineage: Eukaryota; Metazoa; Chordata; Actinopteri; Cyprinodontiformes; Poeciliidae
Product: multimerin-2-like
Molecular function (GO): protein binding
Source: RefSeq, a predicted model, not a curated record